This is a messenger RNA of Wickerhamiella sorbophila, 888 nucleotides long. RefSeq names its product 60S ribosomal protein L5. Gene Ontology annotation, molecular function: 5S rRNA binding; structural constituent of ribosome. The coding region runs from base 1 to 888 and encodes 295 amino acids. The record is from RefSeq and is a predicted model, not a curated record. Gene Ontology annotation, cellular component: cytosolic large ribosomal subunit; ribosome. NCBI's taxonomy places the organism in Eukaryota, Fungi, Ascomycota, Dipodascomycetes, Dipodascales, Trichomonascaceae. Gene Ontology annotation, biological process: translation; ribosomal large subunit assembly. The transcript has a single exon.
AUGCCUUUCCAUAAGACCCAGAAGUCCGCUGCGUACCACUCCCGUUUCCAGACUCCUUUCCGUCGUCGUCGCGAGGGUAAGACCGACUACUACGCCCGCAAGCGUUUGGUCACCCAGCACAAGGCCAAGUACAACUCUCCCAAGUACCGGUUGGUUGUCCGUUUCACCCAGAAGGACAUCGUUGCCCAGAUCGUUUCUUCCCAGAUCACCGGUGACGUUGUUCUCGCCGCUGCUUACGCCCACGAGCUGCCCCGCUACGGUGUCAAGCACGGUCUCACCAACUGGUCUUCUGCCUACGCCGUUGGCUUGUUGAUCGCCCGCCGUGUUCUCCAGAAGCUCGGCCUGGACGAGACCUACCAAGGUGACGAGGAGCACUCUGGUGAGUUCUCCCUCACUGAGGCUGUCGAGGACGGCCCCCGUCCCUUCAAGGUCUUCUUGGACGUUGGUCUUGCUCGCACUACCUGCGGUGCCAAGGUCUUUGGUGUUCUCAAGGGUGCCUCUGACGGUGGUCUCUACGUCCCCCACUCCCCCAAGUGUUUCCCUGGUUGGGAUAUCGAGUCCGAGGAGCUCGACGCCGAGGUUCUCCAGAAGUACAUUGUCGGUGGCCACGUCGCCGAGUACAUGGAGGAGCUUGCUGAUGAUGAUGAGGAGCGCUACCGCCAACUCUUCAACUCUUACCUCGAGGACGGCGUUGAGCCCGAUACCAUUGAGGACGUUUUCUCUAACGCUCACGAGGCCAUUCGUGCCGACCCCGCUGCCAAGCCCACCGACAAGAACAAGGAGGCUUACAAGGCCGAGGGUCUCAAGUACAAGAAGACCAAGCUCACCAACGCCGAGCGCAAGGAGCGCAUUGCUGCCAAGAUCGCCACUUUGGUUGCUCAGGAGUAA